This is a messenger RNA of Misgurnus anguillicaudatus (oriental weatherfish), 2223 nucleotides long. It is a transcript of the gene cyp39a1, whose product is annotated as cytochrome P450, family 39, subfamily A, polypeptide 1. Gene Ontology annotation, biological process: cholesterol homeostasis; bile acid biosynthetic process. Gene Ontology annotation, molecular function: oxysterol 7-alpha-hydroxylase activity; iron ion binding; heme binding. NCBI's taxonomy places the organism in Eukaryota, Metazoa, Chordata, Actinopteri, Cypriniformes, Cobitidae. The record is from RefSeq and is a predicted model, not a curated record.
UCUGGUAGGAGGAGUUUAGUGUCACACUAUUAAAGAAAGAAAUCUAGGAAUCGUGUCUGCCAUGCGACCCAGUGGUAUAUAUUAUCAGUAUCCAUUCCCACACUGUCACUUGAGGCGUGUGAGUUGUGCGUCUAAGGACUCUUCUGUGGGUUGCUAUGGAGUGGUUUACUUUAAUUUUGUGUGUAAUUAUUUUAUUAAUUUCUAUUAAUCUUUUCUUUGGUAAAAGUCAUCCAAACGCCCCUCCAUGCAUAAAAGGAUGGAUACCUUGGUUCGGUGCUGCCUUUGAAUUUGGCAAGGCACCUUUGUAUUUUAUACAGCAAGCCAGAGACACAUAUGGACCAGUUUUCACUAUUGUAGCAGCUGGAAAGAGAAUGACCUUUGUAACCCUACACGAAGACUUCCGAGUUUUUUUUACAUCCAAAGAUGUUGAUUUUGAACAAGCGGUGCAAGAACCCGUUUACAACAUAGCUUCUGUCAGCAAGGAGAGUUUUUAUGAGUGCCAUCCAGCCUGUUUGGCCAUAGUCAAGGGAAGACUGACACCUGGCAACACAGCGAUGCUCUCUGGACCCCUUUGUGAAGAGUUUAAUGACCAUUUGGAGACCAUAGGAAAUGAAGGAUCUGGACAACUAAAUGAGCUUAUCAAGAGUGUUAUGUAUCCAGCAGUAAUGAGCAAUUUACUGGGCCGGUGUAACUCCCCUAGCACCCCCCUCACCAAGCAGGAGUUCCUGGAUAAGUUCACAACUUAUGAUGAUGGAUUCGAGUACGGAUCUCAACUUCCAGACAUAUUCCUCAAGGAAUGGGCAAACUCAAAGCAGUGGCUUAUUUCUCUCCUGAAAAAUAUGGUUAUAAAAGCAGAGGAGACCCUCUCCAGUGAGAAUGGUCACAAGACUUUACUACAGUGCCUUGCUACAUCAGUAUCAGACAAAUAUCUGCCCAAUUACGGUUUGUUAAUGCUUUGGGCAUCCCUGGCAAAUGCUAUACCAGUAACAUUUUGGGCCGUUGCUUUUAUUUUGUCUAAGCCUGAAGUAUAUAAAAUGGCAAUGGAACAGAUCAAAGAUGCUUUCAAAGACCAAGACAAGAAGAAGACAAAGGUGACUCUAGAUGACUUACAGAAGAUGCCGUAUGUGAAGUGGUGUAUCAUGGAAGCCAUUCGGCUGAGGGCCCCUGGAGCCAUUGCUCGCAAAGUAGUGCGGCCCCUCAAAUUACAGAAUUACAUCAUCCCACCUGGAGACAUGCUAAUGCUGUCUCCUUAUUGGGCUCAUCGUAACCCCAAAUAUUUCCCAGAUCCUGAAGAUUUCAAACCUGAACGAUGGGAAAAGGCAGAUUUAGAAAAGAAUGUCCUCUUGGAGGGAUUCGUGGCAUUUGGAGGGGGGAAAAAUCAGUGUCCAGGAAGGUGGUACGCCGUUAUGGAGCUGCAUAUGUUUGUGGCCAUGAUUCUCCACAAGUUUGAAUUUACCCUGUUGGAUCCGGUGCCUAAACCGAGCCCUCUGCAUCUGUUGGGGACCCAGCAGCCCGAAGGAUCCUUCGCUGUGAAAUACAAGCACAGAUAGAGUGCUUAGUGCUUUGUUUAAAGUCGUUGUAUCCUGGGAUGAUCUUCCGACAUUUGACACGGGCCAACACUGUAUUUUUGUGAAGGAAACCAGGAAGUUAUGAAUCCUAAAGGUAUUUUUAGCUCUUACAGUAUAUAUUUUGCAGAUUUGUUGUGUCAACCUCUUUUAUAAGUAAUGGCAUAAUAGAGGUGAUAGAUUUCAGAAAGCAUGUUGUGGAAAUUCCUCUCUCAAACCGAGAGCGAUCAUAUUCAGGAAGUAUGUAAUAAAGUAAAUUAAGGUUCAUGGGUAUGUGACUGCUAAACAUCUUGUACGUGAAAUAGACUAAGUAAGCCAAAGUUUAUAGACAAUGCAUCUAAGUGGUUCUCCAUUGUGAAGCAAAAAUAUGUAAACACAUUAUUACAUCUAUAAACAUCGCUUUAGCAGUGCUUCUUUUUUCUGCAGUGGUAAAAAGGAUUGUUUUUAUAAACACAUCUGUCUUUAAGUCUGUAAGGGCUUUACUGCAUCUGUGUACACUCAUUUUUGCUAACACAUUAUAAGGAAUGAUUUACAAUGAAUAUUUGUAUAUGUUUGGAAUGAAGUGUCCUUAACUUGUAAGGAAAAUAAAAUGUUUACAUGAAUGAAAUGUAAAAUUAAGUUACAUUUUGGAAGAAUAAACCCUUUAUGCUGUUUUGAA